CGCACAGCAGCAAAUCCGUCGGUCGUUCCCACGUUCCUCUCACGCCCACCAGGAUGCUUUUGUUGAAACAUUUGCUGAGAUCGGUGUUGGGUGGAGAAGAAAGAAGAUUUGGGUGUUUGUUGUUGCUUAGAACAAUGACGAGUGGUGGUGAUUUAGUGGAUAAGAAAUCAGCUGUUGCUGGUGGCGUUGAAGAUAUGUAUGGUGAGGAUACUGCCACGAUGGAGCAGCCUGUCACUCCAUGGACCGUCUCUGUUGCUAGUGGAUAUACAUUGAUACGCGACCCGCGCCACAACAAAGGUCUUGCGUUCACCGAGAAAGAGCGAGACGCUCAUUACCUGCGUGGCCUCCUGCCCCCGGCUGUUCUAAGUCAAGAGCUUCAGGAGAAGAGGAUGAUGCAUAACAUUCGCCAAUAUAAAGUUCCUUUGCAAAGGUACAUGGCCAUGAUGGAUCUUCAGGAGAGGAAUGAACGGCUUUUCUACAAGCUUCUCAUUGAUAACGUGGAGGAACUUCUCCCGGUUGUUUACACUCCAACGGUCGGCGAGGCUUGCCAGAAGUACGGGAGCAUUUUCCGGCGCCCUCAGGGUCUUUACAUCAGUUUGAAAGAGAAGGGGAAGAUUCUUGAAGUAUUGAAAAACUGGCCCGAGAGAAACGUCCAAGUCAUCGUUGUCACGGACGGUGAGAGAAUUUUGGGACUCGGAGAUCUCGGUUGCCAGGGGAUGGGUAUACCUGUAGGAAAACUCUCUCUAUACACAGCUUUGGGAGGAGUCCGUCCAUCUGCAUGCUUGCCUAUUACUAUUGAUGUUGGGACGAACAAUGAGAAGCUGUUAAACGACGAGUUUUACAUCGGCCUCAGGCGAAGGAGGGCGACUGGACAGGAAUAUGAUGAACUUCUUCAUGAGUUCAUGUCUGCAGUUAAGCAAAAUUACGGGGAGAAAGUCCUGAUACAGUUCGAAGAUUUUGCAAACCACAAUGCAUUUGAGCUGUUGGCAAGAUACUGUUCUAGUCAUCUCGUUUUCAACGAUGACAUACAGGGUACCGCAUCCGUGGUGCUGGCCGGGCUUAUUGCGGCCCUGAAAUUACUCGGUGGAACACUCGCUGACCAUAGGUUUUUGUUCCUUGGUGCUGGAGAGGCCGGAACUGGUAUCGCAGAGCUAAUAGCUCUUGAGAUGUCAAAGAAGACUGGAAAUCCGAUCGAAGAGAAUCGCAAGAAGAUUUGGCUCGUAGACUCAAAGGGGUUGAUUGUCGCGUCCCGAAAGCAGUCACUUCAACACUUCAAGAAACCUUGGGCUCAUGAGCAUGAACCUGUCACGAAACUUGUUGAUGCCAUCAAGGCAAUCAAACCGACGGUCUUGAUUGGAACAUCUGGAGUGGGAAAACAAUUCACAAAGGAAGUUGUUGAAGCAAUGACAUCCAUCAAUGAGAAACCUCUUAUCAUGGCUCUAUCAAACCCGACCUCACAAGCUGAGUGUACAGCAGAAGAAGCAUAUACAUGGAGUGAGGGUCGUGCAAUCUUUGCAAGCGGAAGCCCAUUUGACCCCUUUGAAUACAAUGGCAAAGUCUUCGUGCCCGGCCAGGCAAACAAUGCUUACAUUUUCCCCGGAUUUGGUUUGGGGUUAAUAACAUCCGGUGCGAUCCGUGUACACGACGACAUGCUUUUGGCAGCCUCGGAAGCUUUGGCGUCACAAGUGACAGAAGAACACUUUGAAAAGGGAUUAAUUUACCCACCAUUCUCCAAUAUCAGAAAGAUCUCAGCUAACAUUGCUGCGAAGGUUGCUGCCAAGGCAUACGAGCUCGGGUUGGCAUCUCACCUUCCUCAGCCGAAAGAUCUGGUUAAAUACGCGGAGAGCUGCAUGUACAACCCUGGGUAUAGAUCAUAUCUCUGAUGUUCAAUUUUGUUACUCUUAAUCAAAAUUUCUUCGUUAGUUUCUUGUAUCCGGGCUCAUCGCCUAGUUAUUAGCAGGAAUCUAUUGAUUUCUUCUUACUUUUUUCUCUUCCGAUGGAAACUGUUCUGAUGAUACUUCUAUGUUUGAAAUAGAACACAAUAAUAUUCAGCCGUUUAACUGUCA
Hibiscus syriacus is the source of this 2066-nucleotide messenger RNA. RefSeq names its product NADP-dependent malic enzyme-like. Gene Ontology annotation, molecular function: malate dehydrogenase (decarboxylating) (NAD+) activity; malate dehydrogenase (decarboxylating) (NADP+) activity; NAD binding. The transcript is spliced from 19 exons. The record is from RefSeq and is a predicted model, not a curated record. NCBI's taxonomy places the organism in Eukaryota, Viridiplantae, Streptophyta, Magnoliopsida, Malvales, Malvaceae. The coding region runs from base 54 to 1883 and encodes 609 amino acids. Gene Ontology annotation, cellular component: chloroplast. Gene Ontology annotation, biological process: malate metabolic process; pyruvate metabolic process.